AUGACGGACCCAAAAGUCCUACAAUCUCAGGGCCACAUGUUAGUCGACAACCCAGUUGGAGCUCAAGCAAGGGCUCUCGAUAUGCCCCUCUUGUUCGAGCUGACUCAAGGAGAAGUUGCUGAAAGCAUUGGCGUGGACCGAGCCACAGAAAAGGACAUGGAAGGGGAAGACGAUCUCCUCUGUGAGUAUUCGAGUUCAAGCGACUCUCGAGCAGGCAAGCUUCGAGCCAAACGACCCGGCCUCAUUCGUCAAGGUGCUAUAUUACCUGGCAUCCCGACUUUCCUCCUCGCCGGAGCUGCCAUACAAAGGAGACUUUCGAAAUUCGACAGACUUGUGUCUAUCAUGAGUUCAGCCGAAGGAGCAAGAAUCAGAGCUUCGCGCCAAGCCGAGCGGAAACCGACAAACUCAUCAAUAAGGUGA
Messenger RNA from Fusarium verticillioides 7600, 420 nucleotides. RefSeq lists its product as hypothetical. The record is from RefSeq and is a predicted model, not a curated record. The transcript has a single exon. The coding region runs from base 1 to 420 and encodes 139 amino acids. NCBI's taxonomy places the organism in Eukaryota, Fungi, Ascomycota, Sordariomycetes, Hypocreales, Nectriaceae.